Molecule: messenger RNA, 1523 nt
Organism: Portunus trituberculatus (swimming crab)
Lineage: Eukaryota; Metazoa; Arthropoda; Malacostraca; Decapoda; Portunidae
Gene: pths
Product: probable ATP-dependent RNA helicase DDX47
Exons: 11
Coding region: 12-1424 (470 amino acids)
Molecular function (GO): nucleic acid binding; RNA helicase activity; ATP binding
Source: RefSeq, a predicted model, not a curated record
AAAGGUGAAGGAUGCAAAUGAGCUGCUGGAGGAAGGUCACAAGAGGAGGAGGAGGAAGACACGGAGGUAAACAAACCAGCAUGGCGGAGGGUGAGAAGGAUACCACCACAUUUAAGGACUUGGGUGUGGUGGAGGAGCUGUGUGUGGCGUGUGAGCGGCUCGGGUGGAAGACGCCCUCUGCCAUCCAGCGCGAGGCUAUACCACUGGCACUGCAGGACAAGGAUGUGAUUGGCCUGGCGGAGACUGGUUCAGGGAAGACUGGUGCGUUUGGUCUGCCGCUGCUGCAGGCGCUGAUUGCCCGACCCCAGAGGCUGUUUGGAUUGGUGUUGACGCCUACCAGAGAGUUGGCAUACCAGAUUAAGGAGCAGUUUGAUGCCUUGGGCCGUGCGGUGGGGGUGACGUGCGUGGUGGUGGUGGGAGGCAUGGACAUCACACAGCAGGCGGUGGAGCUGGCCAAGCGUCCGCACCUCAUCGUGGCCACCCCGGGCCGCCUCGUGGACCACCUGCAGAAGACUAAGGGGUUUAACCUGAAGGCACUCAAGUAUCUGGUGAUGGACGAGGCAGAUCGCAUCCUGAACCUGGACUUCGAGGAGGAGGUGGACAAGAUACUGAAGGAACUGCCCAGGGAGAGGAGGACCAUGCUCUUCUCUGCCACCAUGACCAGCAAGGUGAACAAGCUGCAGCGGGCCCACCUGAAGGAUCCGGUGAAGGUGGAGGUGUCGUCCAAGUACCAGACGGUCUCCAAACUGAAGCAGUACAUGUUGUUUGUACCAUGCAAACACAAGCACCUGUACCUGGUCCACAUUCUGAACGAGAUAGGGAACAAAGCGGUGAUCAUCUUCUGUGCCACCCAGCUGUCCACGCUCCGCACCGCACUCAUGCUCAGAAACCUCGGCUUCACCGCCAUCCCUCUCUACGGCAAGAUGACGCAGAACAAGAGACUCGGCGCCCUUAGCAAGUUCAAGGCCAAGGAAAGGUCGAUCUUGUUGGCCACUGAUGUUGCUUCCAGAGGCCUGGACAUCCCUGCGGUGGACUACGUGAUAAAUUUUGACGUUCCGAUGCACAGCAAGAACUACAUUCACAGGGUUGGCCGCACUGCUCGGGCCGGCAAGGCGGGGGUGGCCAUCACACUGGUGUCCCAGUACGAGGUGGAGGUGUACCAGCGCAUUGAGGAGCUGCUCAACACCCGCCUGGAGGUGUACCCGGCUGUCAAGGAGGAGGUGAUGGUGCUGGAGGAGAGAGUGGCCGAGGCAGAGAGAUUCGCUAAGCUUGAGAUGGCCAGGCUGGACGAGAAGGGGGGGAGGAGAGGGAAGAAGAGGGGACCUGAUGAUGAUGAUGAAGAGGAGAGCCUGGGAAUAAGGAACCGCAUUAAGAACAAGAACAACAAAAACAACAACAAAAAGAAGUUUAAAGGGAGGAAAUAAUGAUAAAGGGGAAUAAGGAAGAGGAGAUAAUUAUUUGUUUAUUUAUUUAUUUUUUUCUGGUUCUUUGGUCCAAUAAAGUUUUAAUGAUGAGUUUUCAAA